Messenger RNA from Fulmarus glacialis (Northern fulmar), 790 nucleotides. RefSeq names its product apolipoprotein D (gene APOD). NCBI's taxonomy places the organism in Eukaryota, Metazoa, Chordata, Aves, Procellariiformes, Procellariidae. Gene Ontology annotation, biological process: tissue regeneration; brain development; lipid transport. Gene Ontology annotation, molecular function: cholesterol binding. Bases 104 to 673 code for a protein of 189 amino acids. The record is from RefSeq and is a predicted model, not a curated record. The transcript is spliced from 5 exons.
GAGAGCUCACCACAGAGCUGUUCCUUGCAGCCCUAGUCCUCCGCAGAGCAUCACUCCGCCUCGUCAGCCAAGGUCCAUUUCCCGCCCGCAUCCCGGCGCAGCCAUGCUGAGGACGGCAGUGCGGCUCUCGGUCCUGCUCGGCCUCCUCAGCUUUGGGAAAAGCCAGAUGUUUCACAUGGGACCAUGCCCAGAUCCACCAGUCCAAGAAGACUUCGAUAUCAACAAGUAUUUGGGGAAAUGGUACGAGAUAGAGAAGCUUCCCUCAAGUUUCGAGAAAGGAAGCUGCAUCCAGGCAAAUUACUCGCUGAAGGAGAAUGGGAAGUUCAAGGUGAUCAACAAGGAGCUGCUUUCCAAUGGCAAAGUCAACGAAGUCGAAGGAGAAAUCAUGCACAUGGAUGUAAAGGAGCCGGCCAAGCUGGCUGUUCGCUUUAACUGGUUCAUGCCUUCUGCCCCUUACUGGGUCAUCUCCACCGACUAUGAAAACUACUCACUGGUUUACUCCUGCACCAACAUCCUCUGGCUCUUCCACAUUGAUUACGCCUGGAUUAUAUCAAGAGCUCCCGAGAUGCACCCAGAAACCGUGGAGCACCUGAAGAGUGUUCUCCAGUCCUACAAGAUUGACACCGAGAAAAUGAUGCCCACGGAUCAACUUAACUGCCCUCCUGAGAUGUAACUCCCGGCUUGCAGUGACACAGCGCCAGACCAGUGAUGAACUUCAUUGCUUUCUUUAUUAUCCAUUAGAAUUUCUCUAUGUAACAGAGAAAUGUAAUAAUCCUUUUGCUAACGGUAA